This is a messenger RNA of Aspergillus pseudotamarii, 1611 nucleotides long. Its product is annotated as SDR family oxidoreductase. The transcript is spliced from 4 exons. Gene Ontology annotation, molecular function: triacylglycerol lipase activity; acylglycerone-phosphate reductase (NADP+) activity. The coding region runs from base 117 to 986 and encodes 289 amino acids. Gene Ontology annotation, biological process: triglyceride catabolic process; phosphatidic acid biosynthetic process. Gene Ontology annotation, cellular component: endoplasmic reticulum; lipid droplet. Lineage: Eukaryota; Fungi; Ascomycota; Eurotiomycetes; Eurotiales; Aspergillaceae. The record is from RefSeq and is a predicted model, not a curated record.
GAUCGGCACAGCAUUGACAACCUGCUCAUUUCGACACUCCAGAUCCACAACGGCACGUACAACAUACAGCAUUGUCCUGUAUUAUUCAACAGCGUGUUUGUGAUUUGAUCGCACUGAUGGCGCAAACGACUUCUUUCGCCCUCAUAACCGGCUGUAGCAGUGGCAUUGGAAAAGCGCUCGCAGUAGCGUUCGCAGAACAAGGAGUUACCGUCCUUGCAACCGCCCGCCGUGUCGAAUAUCUUAAGGAGCUAACACGCGAGCACGAGAAUAUCGAAGCUUUCGAACUGGAGCUCAGCAGUUCAGAGAGUAUUGCCAAGCUGAAGGAUGCGGUAUCCGAGCGCACUGGUGGCCGGUUAGAUUUCUUGGUCAACAAUGCAGGAACGCAUUACGCAUCCACCGCAAUGGACCUUGAGAUUGAAGAGGUCGAGAAACUGUUUCAAGUCAACGUCUUUGCUGUCAUGCAGCUUUGCCAGAUCUUCAUCCCACUCCUCCGCAGCUCCCCUCGCGGACGUAUUGUGCAGCUUGGAAGCGUGACAAGGAACGUACCUAUGGUCUGGCAGGCGCCUUAUAAUGCCUCCAAGGCGGCCCUCAGUCAGUAUUCCAACACGCUCCGCUUGGAGGUCAAGCCGUUUGGAAUAGAGGUCAUUGAGCUUGUCACCGGCUUCGUGCAGAGUAAUAUUCUACACCAUGGAAUGUAUGCUCCGGAGACAUCCCUCUAUCUUCCACUCAAGAAGACCAUCGAGGAUAUCAAGUACGAAGGCAACGCAAGUGGCAUGCCGGCAGAUGCUUAUGCGAGAUCUGUGGUUGCGAAGCUGGUGAAGCCACGGGUCAGUGCCGAAAUAUGGGAAGGCGCUCUUGCGCGCACUCUUCGACUACUUGUUACAAUUUUACCACUGCGGCUAUUCAAUUGGUUCUUUUACCGAAGAUUCAAGCUUGGCCUUCUAGAAGGUCGCGAGGGCGAUAAAAACAAGGCCAAAACCUUUUAGCUGGUGAAGGCAAAAACCUUGGCCUAAAUUCAGUUUAUGUCUGAUACGGUCUUUACUUAGACCCGGGAUAGGUCGUGUUAAUGGUAUUGACUUCUAUCUCUGAAGACUUUUGUCGAAUCGUCCACUUGCGCCUUUACUCGCAGAUGAGGAUGUGUCUCCCAGCUGUGCAUGAUGCUUUCCAAGUGACUUGAUCGGAACCAGGUCUGGAAUAUUUGGUUCUACAUGGCUCGCAAGAGAUGUUCUUGGCAAGAUGGGUUGAUUAAUUAACCGAAGGAAACUCCAUUCACUGUCACACGAACAAUGCCUUUCUCGGCCUGAUGAUAAGCUGCGUGUACGAACAUAAUACAGUAAAUGCUCUCAUCAUAUGUCUUACCCUACGUUCGUAUUGUGUCAAUUCGUUACAAUCUUCUCGUAACCCAUGUCUUUGAGGUUGCUGGUCCGCAUCUAUUGAGGUAUCUGGUGAAAGUAUAAACGAGGAGGUGAAAACAUUUGGCUUUUCAAAAUCGAUUCAUUCAACCGGCUCUACUAUAGCUGCAAACAAUUGAAAGAACCAUGCUUGGGUUCUAAGGUGGUCCAUUAUAUAGUUCAUACGAGAGUGUCAUGCGCUGAUUAGCCCUGCCUUUAG